Molecule: messenger RNA, 507 nt
Organism: Prorocentrum cordatum
Lineage: Eukaryota; Dinophyceae; Prorocentrales; Prorocentraceae
Source: the annotation of a GenBank genome assembly
AUGUCGGCACGAUACAUCUGCCUCUCUGACAUCAUCUCUGGCCCUCUGAGGGCCACUCACGGCAUUAUCGCGGGCUGCAGCAUGGCCACAUCUCUCAUCCGUGUCCAUGCCCUCGAUGCCUUCGACACCGUUCCUCGUUCGCUCAGCCUGCGCCGCAUCGAUCGGGAGUCCUCGGAGUUUUCCUCUUUCGACGCCGACAUCGAUGACACCAGCAUCUCGGCUAUCGGUUCCAGGUCCUUCGUUAGAGCUACCAUCCUGAACAUGGCAUCCCUGCUGCUGGCGGGUAUCAGGCAGAUGUUAGGCGGCCGUGUCGCUCUCGACAAGGUUGCCCUAGUGUGCUCCUGUGGUGCCCUGGGCCAGCAGCUGGAGGCUGAUCUUGGCCCCUUCGGCGCACUGGACACCUCCGCCAUCAACCUCGACUGCGACGACGCGGCUGGGAAAUGUUUCAGGGCGGGCAAGGGGGGGAUGAGGAAGCGUCAGGAGAGGAAGAUCAAGAUGCAGCGCAAG